Messenger RNA from Schizosaccharomyces octosporus yFS286, 273 nucleotides. Its product is annotated as DASH complex subunit Dad2. Gene Ontology annotation, biological process: attachment of spindle microtubules to kinetochore; mitotic cell cycle. The transcript is spliced from 2 exons. The record is from RefSeq and is a predicted model, not a curated record. Gene Ontology annotation, cellular component: mitotic spindle pole body; mitotic spindle; DASH complex. The coding region runs from base 1 to 273 and encodes 90 amino acids. NCBI's taxonomy places the organism in Eukaryota, Fungi, Ascomycota, Schizosaccharomycetes, Schizosaccharomycetales, Schizosaccharomycetaceae.
AUGUUGAACAGUCGAAUUGCUGAAAAAGAAAAGGAAUAUGCUUCCAUAUGUAAAUUAAGAGAUAUUUCUCAAGAAAUGUCUAAAAAAUUGGAGCUUUUAGCCGAAAGACUAGAGACUUUAAAUGAUGGUAGUGAAGCUGUGUCUGAAGUUUUACAAAACUGGCCUACGAUUUUUGAAUCUAUACAAUUAGCUUCUCAGAAUACAGAAGCUCUAGUGCGAGUUCCUCAUACUCUUGACCAAAAUCAACCAUUGAACCCUUCCUCACAUGAAUAA